AUGGAUUUCAGUUGCUUUCAGCCCCACGCAGGGAUUUGUGGUUACAUGCCAUUUGAUUCGUACAUGCAGCAAAAUGGACGCUACGAGAUCCAUCCUGUUGAUCAUCAUCCAUUUGAAGUUAUUGGGGACUAUACCUCUGGAGCCUUCAACGACCUUGGACACCAGUUCUUUGCAGAAAGAGAAAUCAAGAAGCCCAUAUUCAACCAUGCUUCACCAAUCGGUCAUAGAGUUGGAUCCCAACUGCCUCUGCUGACUCCCAAAACUGAGGUUUCUCAUCUCAUGGACAGUGGCCUUGGAUCAUAUAAGGCAUAUGAGAUGAAUCGCAGGUUUCUGCCAAGAAAGAAGACCUCUUUGAAGAAAGUAAAUAUUGUGAAAGGGCAGUGGACACCAGAGGAAGAUAGGAAGCUGGUGAAAUUAGUGGAACAAUUUGGACUGAGGAAGUGGUCUUACAUAGCACAACUGCUACCAGGAAGAGUGGGAAAGCAAUGCAGAGAAAGAUGGCACAACCACUUGAGGCCAAACAUCAAGAAAGACAUUUGGAGUGACGAGGAAGACAUGGUUCUGAUACAAGCACACAAGGAAGUGGGCAACAGAUGGGCAGAGAUAGCUAAGCGGCUACCCGGCAGGACAGAGAACUCCGUAAAGAAUCAUUGGAACGCAACAAAGCGAAGGCAGUUUGCACGGAGGAGGCGGAGCCGCGCUAGCUCGUCCAAGGGUCCCAAAUCAGGCACGCUUCUGCAGAACUACAUCAAAGGCCUUGGCUUUGGCCCAACCAGCAACAAGACCGUCGCGCUCGCGCCGCUUCCUGAACCUACACCAUUGCCAUCUUCUUCACCUGAAACUCCCGGAGCCACGAAGCCAGCAAAGACUGAUGAAAUAAAGCUGGAAAACAUACUGGAUUCCCAAGGCAUUCUUCUUCCAAUCAUGGAUGAGUACGUUUGCAGCGAGUCUCAGUCUUGCGAGGACCUUCUUGCCCCUCUCUGUGAUGGCUUUUCAGUCGAAAUGUGUGACGGCCUGUUCGACGUGAACGAGGGAGGCUUCCAAGUGUGCAGCGUGGACGACGACGACAUCGACAUGAACUACAUCUUCGAUCAUAUCGACCACCACGCGAUCAAGGUUGAUCCAGAGGAGAUUGACAUGGUGAUGAUGAUGAUGUGGGAUGGCAACGACGCCCUCGGGUGUACUGCUGAGCCUGCUGCUGGACCUGCAGCAGCUCAUGUCGAAACUGUGCAUGUGAAGGAGGAGAUGGACCUGAUUGAGAUGGUGGCAGCCACGCAGAACUGCGGCGAGGCCGGAAAUCUUCACUAG
Miscanthus lutarioriparius is the source of this 1308-nucleotide messenger RNA. NCBI's taxonomy places the organism in Eukaryota, Viridiplantae, Streptophyta, Magnoliopsida, Poales, Poaceae. The record is from the annotation of a GenBank genome assembly.